This is a messenger RNA of Sander lucioperca (pikeperch), 958 nucleotides long. RefSeq names its product cytochrome b-c1 complex subunit Rieske, mitochondrial-like. The coding region runs from base 133 to 855 and encodes 240 amino acids. Gene Ontology annotation, biological process: mitochondrial electron transport, ubiquinol to cytochrome c. The transcript is spliced from 2 exons. Gene Ontology annotation, molecular function: 2 iron, 2 sulfur cluster binding; quinol-cytochrome-c reductase activity. The record is from RefSeq and is a predicted model, not a curated record. Gene Ontology annotation, cellular component: membrane. NCBI's taxonomy places the organism in Eukaryota, Metazoa, Chordata, Actinopteri, Perciformes, Percidae.
CAGACCGUACGUAAUUCGGAACGUUUUAAAGGCGGGGCGGUUUCAGGUAAAGCAGCAUCAAUGCGUGAAGUUUGUACACAAGAAGGUCUUGUCCCCCUGCUGCGGUGUGGGCAUCUCUUAUUUUGAGCAGACAUGAUGUCCAUGGCCGCUCGGUCCGGGGCUCUUGCCCCGUACUUGCAUUCAACAAAACACGCAGUUAAAAGCCUGGUGAAACCUGGAGCCAAGGACUUGGCGCCUGCUGCUGCUCCUGGGGGGAUCCGUCUUGCCCACACAGAUAUCAAGAUUCCUGACUUUACAGACUACCGUCGCCCCGAGGUUACCGACCCCAACAAGUCCUCCCAGGACAGCAGUGAUGCAAGAAGGUCGUUCUCUUACCUUUUCACUGGAGCGACCACUGUGGUUGGUGUGUAUGCAGCCAAGACAGUGGUCACCCAGUUUCUCUCCUCAAUGAGUGCUACAGCAGAUGUCCUGGCCCUAUCCCAGAUUGAGAUCAAGCUCAGUGAGAUCCCUGAAGGCAAAAACAUAACCUUCAAGUGGAGAGGAAAGCCCCUGUUUGUCCGCCACCGCACAGAGAAGGAAAUCGCCACAGAGGAGGGUGUGAAUAUGUCAGAGCUGCGUGACCCCCAGCAUGACAAGGAUAGAGUGAUUAACCCCAAGUGGAUCAUCGUCCUCGGUGUGUGCACCCAUCUGGGUUGUGUGCCCAUCGCCAACGCUGGAGACUUCGGAGGCUACUACUGUCCCUGCCAUGGCUCCCACUAUGAUGCUUCAGGAAGAAUAAGAAAGGGACCAGCACCUCUUAACCUGGAGGUUCCCUACUAUGUAUUCCCUGAUGAGGACACACUCUUGGUGGGAUAAAUACUGGAGCUCUGUUUCAGUUCCUCUAUGUAAUAUGUAUUUUUUUGAGUGUUGAGGGUGCAAUAAAAUAUGUGUAUUCACUAAUAAAGACAUAUUUCCAACU